Chionomys nivalis (European snow vole) is the source of this 4456-nucleotide messenger RNA. RefSeq names its product glyoxalase I (gene Glo1). The coding region runs from base 139 to 693 and encodes 184 amino acids. Gene Ontology annotation, molecular function: metal ion binding; lactoylglutathione lyase activity. The transcript has 6 exons. NCBI's taxonomy places the organism in Eukaryota, Metazoa, Chordata, Mammalia, Rodentia, Cricetidae. The record is from RefSeq and is a predicted model, not a curated record.
CACCACGAUUGGCUGAGAGCCGCGGCCGUCCGCUCCGGCCGGUCACUCAGUCUUUUGCAAAGGCGGCCCACGGUCUUUGCGAGGCGUGUGGUCCUCCGGUUUGUUGGCAGAGCUGGUGGGUGACCCUCCAGGGCGACCAUGGCAGAGCCACAGCCUGCGUCCAGCGGCCUCACGGAUGAGGUCGCCCUCGGCUGCUGCUCCGAUCCGGACCCAAGCACCAAGGACUUCCUGAUGCAGCAAACCAUGCUAAGAAUUAAGGAUCCUAAGAAGUCCCUGGAUUUCUACACUAGGGUUCUUGGACUGACGCUACUCCAAAAGCUUGAUUUUCCUUCGAUGAAAUUUUCCCUCUAUUUCUUGGCUUACGAGGAUAAGAAUGACAUCCCUAAAGACAAGAGUGAGAGAACAGCUUGGACGUUUUCCAGAAAAGCCACACUUGAGUUGACACACAACUGGGGCACCGAAGACGAUGAGACCCAGAGUUACCACAAUGGCAACUCAGACCCUCGGGGAUUUGGUCACAUUGGGAUUGCCGUUCCUGAUGUCUACAGUGCCUGUAAAAGGUUUGAAGAGCUGGGGGUCAAGUUUGUGAAGAAACCUGAUGAUGGUAAAAUGAAAGGUCUGGCAUUCAUUCAAGAUCCUGACGGCUACUGGAUUGAAAUUCUGAAUCCUAACAAAAUAGCAGAGAUUAUUUAGUUCUUUGUUGGAGUUGGUGGGGACAAGCAGCAGCGUGAGAGAAGCAGCUGAGGCCCCAGAAGCAUCGAGAACUGACGGAUCUGUGCCCCAGCUCCAGCCGCUCUGAAAUCCCUCUCAUUCUCCUGUUUCAGUGGCUUUUUCUUUUUAAAUCUCCCCUCCUCUAUUUAGUCAACCUAAUUGUCAAGUACCAGUUUAUCUUAUGACUUUGACAAAGUUAUGUGACUUUACUUUUUAGAUAAUAAUUAGAACGGUUCCCUCCAGAGACCACGUCUGCUCCCGCCUGUCUCUUCAAUACUACUCAAGUCUGGUUUUGAUCUAUCAUUUAAAAUUUUGUUUUAAAUGUUUCUUUUUCUGUUGGGGGGCUGUUACCUUCUGGGGUUUCAAUUCCUUAGAAAUGACUCUUCAUAAUGGAAAGUAAAGAGCUCUGAACAGAAAUGAAGCUUCGUGUGUGCUUCAAACAGCAUAGUGUUUAUUUUACAAACGAGAAGGCACUUGAGAGCAGUUCUGAAUCAUGCUGACAAGGACACUGGCAGAAAUACUAUAUACUAUAUAUAUAUAUAUAUAUAUAUAUAUAUAUAUAUAUAUAUAUAUAAUACUUUCGAGGUUCAAGGACUAACUUUACUUUUGUAGGAAUGUGGAGAAGGAAGGGCUUAAUUUACUGGGUACUUAGACAGUGGCUAGGCAGCAGCAUGCUUCAUGUGAGUGGAGACUGCAGUUGCUAACCUGACGGGGUCAUCAUUUUGGUACCUGGAUUACGCCUCACUGUAGCUCCUGCGCUGGUCUUCUGCUGUGAAACCUGCGGUGAGCUUGGCUUUGUGCCUUUGCUCUCGAGCUUGCCUGCAGUGGAAGAAGCAUAAAAGUCUUAGCACAAGGCUGGCCUAGGUGACAGUCUGUGUGAGUGAGGCUCACAUGAGUCUUCCCCACCCCAGGGUCUUCAUGAAUUCACUUAGGAUAAAUUAUUUCCAGUGAUAGCUCAGAUAUCAGGAGUUUGCUCAGUAGUCUACCCUGCUGACUGACUGACGAAGGAUUUCUAAGAGUUUUGAAAACUUAUGGCCUGGACGAUAAAACCCAAUUUGAGGUCAAACUGCAUUGAAGUUUUCUGCGGUGUGGUGGCAGAUGUCUGGACGGGUGAUGUCAAGUGUGACACUGCCAGAAGCGCUGUGUUUCUUUUGGGGAUGGAAUGGAUUAAUGCGAGCAGUUUAAACAAACCACAGACCGAAAUAAAACGCUGUUUAAUAUGUAAAAUUCUGUGGCAAGUUCUUUCUUAUAAAAGGCCUUGAAGAGGAGAUCUUGUAAAUGCACAGUGAACCUGCAUGCUGAGCCAAGGGUACGCAUGGUUCUGUGCAGACUGAAAGUCAGGUAAAUGCAUGCUGAGCCAAGGGUACACAUGAUUCUGUGCAGACUGAAAGAGGUAAAUGCAUGCUGAGUCUGCAUGCUGAGCCAAGGGUAUGCAUGGUUCUGUGCAGACUGUAAACCAGACAGUUUCUAUGGUUGAUGACGUGUGGGAAAGAAAAAUACAGAACCAGCAGUGGUUGCUCACACCUUUAAUCCAAGCACUCAAGAGGGAGAGGCAGACAAAGCUCUGUGAGUUCAAGGUUAGCCUAGUCUACAGAGCAAGUUCUAGGACAGCCAGGGCUACACAAAGAAAACUCUCUCUCUCUCUCUCUCUCUCUCUCUCUCUCUCUCUCUCAUAUAUAUAUAUAUAUAUUAGAUAGAUAGAUAGAUUUUAUAUGUAUAUAAAAUCUGCAAUAUUAUAUGAUUUUAGGGAAUUGUAAGUACAAGAGAAAGACCAGAUAGUAAAAGGUGGGUCACAGGCAUUUAGGAGGUCCAGUUUUGAAUGAUCAGUACUAAAAUCACCAAAUGGGAAGCCUACCAAAUUCAUCUAACAAUUUCAACCUUAUUUCCAGGGAGAAAAAGACUUCUGUACUUGCUAAGUGAGUCUUUCCAAAGGAUAACCCUUAUUUCUUAAGUUCAUUACUAAUGCACUGAAAAAAAUGUAUGUGGCUGGACCUUGGCAGGAAUCCAAAUGCACUUUGAGAUAUGCUUGCCUGGGAAGUGGUGAUGGCGAAAACGGACUGCAGCUCAGGAAGCUUGCUGCUGUUCCAUGCUGAGACAGCAGUGUUCUAGCAGUCAUGGAGAGUGCUGGUCUUCCACAGACCUGCACGCAUGCUGGGACUCUUACUGCAAGUGGCUUAAAUAAAGAGCCAGUGAUUAAAGACUCACUUGUGGCUUCCCAGUGCAGCAUUUUGACCAAACUGUAUAAUUGCAACUCAUAAUAUGCUGCUAUAACAAAAAAACCCCACAUAGACUAGGUAGUGUAAACAUUUUCUUACGCUUCAGGAGGCUGAACCAUCCAAGAAGAAGGCAGCAGCAGAUGCAGCCAGUGUCUGGCAAGGGUUCCCUUCCUGACUUGUAGACAGACACUGUCUGUGUCCUCACAUGGAAGAAGUUAGCUCAUGUCUGUCUUCCAGAUACUCAGCCCAUUCUGGAGGGCUCCACCGUAACUUGAUUAUCAUGCGAAGAACUCGUCUGUGGUGGUUUGAAUAGGUUGGCCCCAUAGACUUGUGUGUUUACAUCUUGGCCGUAGAAAGUGGCACUACUAGAAGGUGUGGCCUUGUUGAAGGAAGUGUGUCACUGUGGGGAUGGGCUUUGAGGUUUUGUACGGUCAAGCUACGCUCAGCAUCAUAGUUCACUUCCUGUUGCCUGCAGAUGAAGAUACAGAAGAACCCUUACCUUCUCUAGCACCAUGUCUGCGUGCAUGCCAUCAUGUCUUGCCAUGAAUAUAAUGGACUAAACCUCUGAAACUAAGCUAGCUCCAAAUAAAUGUUUGCCUUUAUGAGAGUUGCCAUGGUCACAGUGUCUCUUCACAAUAAUAGAAACUCUAAGACAUUUCCAGAUAACAUUUUGAGGAGUGCCGUAGGAAUUCCUGCAGCCAGCAGUCUGUCACUGAACAUCUUCCUCUUCGGGUCAGUACUAUUUAUGAUCAAAGAUGCCUAACACCAGGCUGAGUGCUGGGUGUCGAUCAAUGUCUAGUGGAAGAAAGUGACCUUGUUUCCUCACUUGUCAGGAUAGGACCGAAACGUUUCCCAAGGCUCCUUCACCAAACUCUCAUCUCCUUAUCUUCUGCAUGACCGACAAUUUUAUGGAGUAUUAGUUGUCUUACAGACUAUUUCACAGUUGGGGUUUCUGAUUUUGUGUGAUGGCAAUGAUGAAAGUCUUUAAGUGGAAGACCACAGGUAAAACGCCGUCUCGUAUUGAGGGCACAUGCGUUCAGCGAGCAUCACUAACUUAACCUUGUGGCCUGCUGAGGUUAUGUUUGUCAGGUUUCUCCAGCUGAAACUUUUCCUCUGCCCACAUCUGUCCUCUUCACAAGAAAGUCAACUACGUGAAGCCCCAAACCAGGGAAUUACGCUUUACUUCUUUGAGAGGGGAAAAAAACAAAACAAAACAGGUUUUUGCCUAUAUGAAUGCUCCUGGCUUAAAUAUUGUGCAGAUCAUUUUGGGGUAUCAACUGUCCCUGAACCUCAUCUGUAGUGGCAUUUCAAAUGUAUUUUCAUAAAUAAAGACUGUCUGAAGAUCUGAGAGUAAAAGAGUCCCACUGGUCAGCCUUACAGACCAGGUUAUGUUGACACACACCUUUAAUCCCAGUAGCCACACUAGUUGCCAUAGAAAAUGGGCAGUGCAUGCCUUUAAUGUGGUGGUGCACGCUUUUAAUCCCAGCCCUAGAGAGAAUGAUAAAAUGGGAGGAAACAGCUCUCAGGCA